Molecule: messenger RNA, 1098 nt
Organism: Sordaria macrospora k-hell
Lineage: Eukaryota; Fungi; Ascomycota; Sordariomycetes; Sordariales; Sordariaceae
Molecular function (GO): protein binding
Source: RefSeq, a predicted model, not a curated record
AUGGGCCCUGCCCACGUCCCUCAUUCCGAAUCCGCUUUGCAGAUUCUGAAGAAGCUUCUUCUAAGGACCCCGCAGCUGGAAACCUUCCACUACAUCGACUGUCGAGCCCCCCGAGUUCCUGGACGACAAUUCAGCUUUGAAGAGAAUCAGCGCUUUCCCCCGUUCAAGAACCUCAUGCUAAAAAACUAUGACUGGAAGCAUGACGCAGAAGAAGUCAAAAGGCACUGGGAUUUUUCUCGAAUACGCUCUCUCGAACUUCUUAUGAUACCCGUCUACAAGUUCCUCGAAUCAGUUCCCUUUUCUGAUCUCGCCCAACUCCAACACCUUCAUGCCGAGGACUACAGUGAGGCCAUCGACCAUGAGAAUCCGAAACGUGCAACCAAGAAGCUAUACGCUCUGGUUAACGGCCCUAUUAAGUCAUUGCAGACCCUGAAGCUCACUUGCUUCAUUGACCUUUUUCAUAUCGACGCACUUCUAGUCCAUGCCAAGUCCUUGACCGGCUUGGUCUUUCGGGAUCACAAUGUCUCCAAUAAUCUACGCCAACACCGCCCUGUCUUGAGCGCCGAGAAACUUGCUAUUCUUUCGAGAUCUCUCAGUUCGCUGGAAUCACUCGAGAUAGACAUUGACCAUAGGGCCUUACCGGAAGCAUGUCUCUUGGCCCUCUGUCAGUUUCCCCGUCUGCAUACCCUCGUACUACAUACGCAAACAGUUAUCCAACCCGAGUCUAAUCACCGUCCUGGCCAAGACCCGGAUCUCACGAGGGCGUUCGACUGUUUUACGAUGCUUGUUAAACAAAGACCGGGACCAGCACCAGCCAAAUGGCAACGUGUCGUAAUUAACGUGGGUGAGUGGCGAGAAAGGGAUGUGAUACCUGGAGCCGGCAGAAGGCGUAGGGUAGGGCUUAGAGAGACCUACACCUAUUACAGAGCAUGUGUCUCUCAGCGAUAUUUCGUCCUGGAAGAGUCAAUGUCCGGUCAAGAAGACCUGAUCUACGAAGAAUUGCCGCCUAAGGAUGAGGGCUUGACUCAUUUCCGCGGUAACCUAAGGACCGGGAAGACUCUUGAGCCCCAAUCUCAGGUUGCAGAGGCCACGCGAUAA